This is a messenger RNA of Pseudoliparis swirei, 4615 nucleotides long. RefSeq names its product opioid growth factor receptor-like 1 (gene ogfrl1). Gene Ontology annotation, molecular function: opioid growth factor receptor activity. The transcript is spliced from 7 exons. Gene Ontology annotation, cellular component: membrane. The record is from RefSeq and is a predicted model, not a curated record. NCBI's taxonomy places the organism in Eukaryota, Metazoa, Chordata, Actinopteri, Perciformes, Liparidae. Bases 174 to 1274 code for a protein of 366 amino acids.
UGGAAAUUCCCUUCUCUCUGCCAUUUAAAACGCUGCGCUCUGAGGGCAAUGUGAGCCCAGCGGCGCCGAACCAAACACACUACCAGUUUGCAGACACCAUGAUGUAGUUUUGUUUGUUUGUUUGUUUCGAAGUGCACAGACAAGGGAAACAGAAGAGAGCAGGGGGUGUUUGCAUGUUUUUUAAAAUGGGAAAUCUGUUGGGAAGCUGGCGUUUCAAGGAGCCGAGCACCGUUGAGGAAUGCGACUCGACGUGGGGGUCGGACUCCGAGAGCGAGGAGCCGGCGACUGAAGAUGACAGCGGCAUCUCCGACUCCAGCGGCCCGGCGGAGAGCGACCGGGCCGCCGGAAUCCCCGAGGAUGGGUCCCCGCAGCUGACAGAAUCUCCAAAGUCCUUUCCAAAGAUGAAGAGGAGUUUCUACGCUGCCAGGGACCUCUACAAAUACCGUCAUAGCUACCCGAACUACAGAAAGUCCCGGCAACCCAACGAGUACCGCAACCUGCGCUUCUACCUGAACAAGAUCCCUCUAGUACCUGAUGGCAUCUACGUAGAGGAGAUUCUGACGAAGUGGAGAGGCGACUAUGACAAACUGGAGCACAAUCACACCUACAUUCAGUGGCUGUUCCCGUUAAGAGAACAAGGGCUCAACUUCUACGCACAUGAACUGACUCAGGACGAGAUCAAAGAAUUCCAAAGCACUCGGGAAGCCAAGCGGAGAUUUCUGGCAGCCUAUUCCCUCAUGUUGGACUUCUACGGCAUCAAACUGCUGGAUAAGAGCGGGAAUGUUACUCGGGCUCCCAACUGGCAGGAGCGCUUCCAACACCUCAAUGAGUCCCAGCACAACUACCUGCGGAUCACUCGCAUCCUGAAGUCCCUGGGCGAGCUGGGCUACGAGGCCUUCAAGGCCCAGCUGGUCCAUCUGUUCCUGGAGGAGUCGCUGCGCCACAACACGCUUCCCAACAUGCAGCACAGCGCCCUGGAGUACUACGUCUACACCAUCCGCCUGCCGGCCACUCGCCGGCGCCUCCUCCGCUACGCCCGCCAGCACUACAGGCCCGCCCACGCCUUCCUCUGGGGGCCGCAACCCAAAAAGCGAGGCGGUGGCGGUGGCGGUGCCGGGAGCAGCGGAAUCCAGGCGCCCGCUCCGACACCGGAGCAACAGCGGAGGGGGGAGGAGAGCACCGGUAUUGGCGGGAUCGUUGUGUCUUGCACGGACCUGGCCCGAGGUUCUAGCCUGGCCGGACUGGAGGGAGCGCUAGAGGAGCGAGCACAGUGAGAUCCAUCCUCUGUAGGGGGGUCCGGUUUCAAUUGAUAUUUGGUGCUGAAGGCAGAAAACAGAACGGGUGUUUCUAAAAGUAAUAGCUUCAAAUGUUAAGAAAAAAACCCCAUUUGUUCACACAAGAACGUUGAGUUGUGAAGCUUCUGGACGCCCACUCGAAGUCAAGAAGGCAGUAAUAUUAUAAAGUAUUUGUAGAAUCAAUUCAGGUUAAGGGCUUAUCGUUAACAACUAUGACGUUUUGUCUACGCAGGUAAAUCAGUUUGACUGGACUGAAUAUGGGGUGGAGGUCGGAGGUCAUGUCGUCGGCCAAGCUUCACUGGCCUUGGACCGAAUCCCCAUCUAAAUGCACAGAGACCCAGAUGUGUGGUGCAAGGCGUUUCCUCAUCUACGGCUGUGGUUACAAAACCACGUCGACGAUCUUCCUUAUUUGACAUUUCGGUCUGGAACUGAGAUGAAGUUAAACGCGGGGUCGCGAUGCUGACGGCCAUUUUAGAACCACGGGUCGCCGUUUGGCGCGAUGGCCAUGACGAUGGCAAAUAACAACACUUCGUAGUUCGUGGGAAUUUGAAUGUGAAAUGUGAAGACGAAAGAUCAGGGAGAACCCCGUCCCCAAAUCCUGUGAAAAGAACUUAACCCUUGUGUUGCCUUCGGGUCAAUUUGACCCGAUUCAAUGUUUCACCCUCCUGUUACCUUUAUAUUUACUAACAUAUUUUACCCUUGAGGUCAAUAUGACCCCAGCUAUUAAAAUCUCCAGAAAAUUAUUAGAAUUAAUAUUGUUUUCCAAGUUUAAGUGUGAGGUACUUUAUGUUUGUUUGUUGACUCCCGAAAGAACACCGACAUUAAACAUUGAAUCGGGUCAAAUUGACCCGAAGGAGACAGGAGGGUUACAUAUUGAAUCGGGUCAAAAUGACCCGAAGGCAACACAAGGGUUAAGGAACAUCGAGAAGUGAGAAAGGCAAUAUAUAAUCUUUAAACUUCUUCUCGAUGGACUUCUCACUUGGUUGUUGAUAGCAGGCACAACUCAAUAUUUAUCUGCUCUGCAACUUUACCGUCUACAAGAAACAGUUCUGAAUACAGAGAGGACUUUAGUGACGUCAUUACUCUGCUGUAAACUAUGACCGGCACCACGUAGUUUUUUCGUAAUCCUGCUGUCAAACAGACGAACAAGAUAAUAAGCGACCACGUGACAACACAAAAUCAUUCUCUGAAGCCAGACUUCAAAUUCAUUGAAGAGUUGGAGUUCCGUGCAUCCGCUAUGUCUCCCGAGCCUCAAGAAGAACAGCUGACCUCAGAUCUGUAAAAUAACUGCAGGCGUUUCGUCUUUAAAAAAAAAACCUGAAAUCGACAUUUUCUUCCAGCUUUGGCGUUGGAUUGGUAAAUGCUUCAGCACACGUAGUUCCAGAUGGUUCUGUGUCCGGAUUAUAAUCCGUUCACUUGUCCAUUUUCCUCCAUCUUGCGUUAAUGCUGCGGCCAACAAUAAAGUCGUUCAUUGAGGCCAACAAGGCAUGCUGGGACAUGACAAGUGCUGCCAACACGAGUAAUGAAUUCCAACUGAUGAUUUCAGAUUGAAUGUUGAAAGCUUUUUUUUUUUUGACUGCAAGUUAAUGGGAUCAAAACUCGGUCACAUGUUGCACUUUUUUGACAAUCUGCGUCUUCCUGUUGGUUGAGAAACAGAUCUGCGUUAAAAAACCAUUAACAUCAUGAACAUUCUCAUAUUGUCAGAAUUUGGCAGUAAUCAUUUGUCCUUUUAAGGAGGCUACACAUAGUAGGUGGAGAUGCUGUUGACUGUGACUGGACGAUACAUCACGAUGUUCUUUACCAAAUACCCUGAUGUCGAUAUUUCGAUGGUACUGUAGAGUUGACUACUGCUUUUACAACAUAUUUACCCAAAGAGAUAUUUGAUAAAGGAUCAUCAGUAAUGCGGAUGACUAUGUAGGUAGAGGGCAAAUAACAGAACAGCUCGAACAAUGUGACAACUUUAGAAAAUAAUUUCACUUAAGUGCAAUGCAGACUUUAAAAGUCAGAUUAUGAAGUCAGAUUGGUAACAUUUUAAUAUUGGUUUGUUUACGUGCCAAACAUACGGAAGCUAAUUAAGUGAAGAGAAAAACAGGUCAAAAAGAGAAUCCCUUGUCUGUCUGAUCUUAAUUACUUUAUUUCCCGUUAAUGAUUUAGCAGGUGGAACAAAAAAGUUUUUUUGUCAGGAUAGAAUUGAAAAAAAUGUAAUUUGAUUUUGUUGCAGUAAUAAUCAUUUUUUAAAUACAGAAAAAGGUUCCUGGUCAAAAAAAUACAUUCAGCCCAAAAGAGUAAUUUAUUUGUCGCAGGUGGGAAAAAAAGAAGCAACAAAACCGUUUUAUUCCACCCGUUUCAGUUUAUUCAAGGAACUAAGAUUAUGCUCGCAAACCCUUUUUAUCCACCUGUUCUUCAGAUAAACACAGUAGGCAAAACUAUUGACACCAGACUUAGAAAUGAAUCAUCAAUCGCCUCGAAGGCUUCUCGAAAAAAACCUGAACAAUGAUUUCCCCUAAAGCACGACCGAGCUGAACAAGUAGAACGCUGCAGGAACCCUCCGCUGAGCAUUCUUUUGUUUAGCAGCUGCUCAAGCAAGUGAAGCAGAUGUUCACGUAUGAGAAGUUGUUCAGAACCACAUCAUCACCCUCAUGGGAUCAGAGGUUGACAGCGCCACCUUACUUGUGUGUCAGUUUUUUUAAUAAAGGUGUGUAUUGCUGUCCAAUCAGCCAAUAGCAACAGAAGCCGACACAGACUGGUCAAGGCCUCGUUUAAAAAAGACAGUAGUGAUGCAUGUGACGGGGAUUCAAACACUCCUCCCUGACUUCCUGUCAGCUGUUCUUCCUGUUUAUCAGCAACGCUCACACAGCCAAGUGUAUCUGAUAUAAUUGUAAAGAUAACCUUUCAGGUAAUAAUAUGGGCUCACGUAUCUGAUUUUUUAGUAUACAGCAUAUAUAGAUGUACGAGGGUGUGUGUGUGUGUUUGUCUGAUAAUCUUAAGUGCCUUUUUUGUAUUUGUUAUGUAUAUCUUUAUGGACUGUCUUUCCCAACUGAUUUCCUGUACAUCCUGUUAUUUUGUACAGCAUUUUGAUAUUUACAUUAUUGUUUGCAUUAUAGUCAUAUACAGUAUGAGUAUGAUUAAUGUACAGUAACUGCAGGAAUAAACCCAAUGAGAAGUUGGUGAAGAGGAGAAGGUUCAUAAUAUAUGAUACUUGAAACUGUAUCUGGUUUAGUGAUGAAAAUGUGAUUGGUCACAAUAACCAGACAUUUGCCCUAAAAUGUGAAAUUUGCCACACUUAACUCAAAUAAAAAAAUGUGGAUGUGGAUAAAGAA